UCUACAAUCACACAGCUCCUCAGCCGGCCACCCCCUUUUGCAGGGAAGGGAACCAUCAGGAAAAGCCACGUAGCCCCCCAGCUGGUCCAUUUAGGUGGAUUUAUGUGAAAUUCCAGAGAAAGAGGCCUCUGGCUGCCAACAGCAUGGACUUUCUUGAAUUGUGGGUGGUCAGAAUGGGUAUGGGAAGGGGAAUCCUUGCUACUGCACGUUCCAUGCUCGAUGGCGGAUUACUAAACUAAGCCUCUGGACUAUAACGUUCCUGUUCAAGGUCUUCAAGAAAUUCAACAAGGGAAAGACAACACGAAUCGUACAAUAAAAGGUAAUCAUACAAAAGAAGAAUCCCUGUGAAUAUAUUGUUGUGACUUAUUAGACACCAAGAACAAAAACAUGGCUUUGAUGCCCAUAAAAUUUGACUUGGUCAAGCGGGUCAAGCUGGCCCAAGGACUGUGGCUCCUGUACUGGCUCUCUGUCAUGGCUGGGAUCCUCAUCUUCAGCAUGGGGAUCUUCUUCAAGAUCGAGCUGCGUAAGAGAAGCGAGAUAAUGGAUAACAAUGAGAGCCAUUUUGUGCCCAACCUGCUCAUUUUGGUGGGACUUGUGGCCUGUGGUAUCAACGCUUUUGGGGGCAAAGUGUGCCAUGACUCCCUUGACACAAUUAAGUUCACCAAGUGGAAACCUAUGUUGAAGAUCUACAUGAGCGGAUGUGUGGUUUUUUGCAUUGCCCUUUUUGUCACGGCUCUGCUGUGUUUUCUGAUGCAGAUUUCUCUGCAUUUCGCCCUGGCUGAAGGCCUGAAGAAUGGAAUGAAGUACUACAAAGAUACAGACACGCCAGGACGAUGCUUCAUGAAGAGAACCCUAGAUAUGACCCAGAUUGAGUUCCGCUGCUGUGGCAACAACAACUACAGGGACUGGUUUGAGAUCCAGUGGAUUAGCAACCGCUACCUGGACUUUAGCAAUGACGAGAUUAAAGCCCGUGUCCAGAGCAACGUGGAAGGCAAAUACUUGAUUGGAAGCGUUCCCUUCAACUGCUGCAACCCUGGCUCCCCUCGCCCUUGUAUCCAACAUCACCUGACCAACAACUCCGUUCACUACAGCUACGACCACCACAUUGAGGACCUAAACAUCUGGACCAGAGGCUGCCGUGAGGCCCUGGUGUCCUACUAUGGGGGCAUGAUGAACAGUAUUGGUGCUUUUGUGCUGCUGUUCAUUAUUAUGCAGGCUGUCGUGACUGUCGGUUUGCAGUACCUGACCACUUCACUGGAAACCCUGGCAGACCCAGAGAAUCCUGAGAGCGAAAGUGAGGGAUGGCUGCUGGAAAAGAGUGUGAAGGAGACACUUUCUGGCAUCAUGACAAAGCUCAAGUCGCUGUUUAAAGGCAACCAGGUACAGGAGGGAGACGCAGAAGCAGAAGCAGCUCCCACAUAAAGCUGAGAGAGUCAUGCCCCAUCCCACCCCAUCAUGUCUAUGGCCACUUCUACCUUUGGGAGAAAGAAUGCAUGAAAGUUUGUCUCUUAAAAAUAUAGGUGUAUAUGCAUACAUAUAAGAUCAAUACACCUACAUUUUAAUGAGAUUCCAAUUGAUAUGUGAAUGUACACACUACAAUGUAAAUAUGAAUUAAAUUUAAAUUUAAUAUUUUAAGAAUUAAAUAUCUGUAAAUGUCCUGAUAUUAUCAUUUAACCAUAUCAGAUAUUCAGACCAAAUAAGCCUCACUGUCCACUGUCCACGUCUGUAGUAGUAUAAAGUUUGAUCCUUAUAUUUCCAGUUUAUUUAUUGGUUGAGCGGAUGUUUAACCCGACAGCCUCACACAUACAAUAACACAUUUCACCAUCAAACAAUUAGGCGCUAUUAAAUCACUUUUCAGUAAGAAAUUACUUUUUUUGAAGGGGUCACACGGCAGCUUUUAACCGGCAGCUGAGAAAAAUGUGUUUUUGUAAACAUUCAGCCCAGACCUUAAAGGGAUGGAAACAGUGGCACACCUUGCUUUUUACACAACGCUGCCUUUAACAGACCUUAGGUUGUCUGACGAUUUUCAAAAGCAUGUUGAUGGUGAUCUACUGGAGAGCAGAACUCAAUGGGGAAACUAUUCUGUUAACAACAGAAUAUUGUACUCAUCAUGUUCACCAUUAAUGUGUGUAGUUCUCUGGUUAAAUAUCUGCUUCACAAGUUGACGAGAUGUGCAAACAGGCUUUCUGUCUGAACUUCAGUGCUCUGUUGAACUCACAGUUGUGGGACAGUUACAGAAGUUGUCAAGAGUACCGACUUGUAAAAGAUUCUAAUCAGUUGUGUGUGUUUUGUUAAUCUAAGUCAGACAAACCAAUCAGCUGUAUUUUUUUUUUUUUUUUUCACAUAAUUUGUGUGAUUUUUUUUUAUUUUCACAGGCACCUCUCUUUCUGUACAUUUGACCUUGACUUUGCAGUAAUGUCAGUUUUUGUGGAUUGAGUGAAUCAUGUAGGAAACUCUAUUUGUGAGAUAAAGAUGUUUAAGUAGAUUCAGUGUUAUUCUGUUCUUUUUUCACAAUACAUACUCAUAACACACACCUCGCUCUGAACAGACGUGACUCUUUGUUUCUGUUUUUACUGUUACUGUUUUAACUUGGUCUUUAAAAGACUAUGUAAAAGACUUAAAUAUGAGGGGUGAAAGUGGGGUAAGGUAAUAAGAGCUGGUCACAGGUGAAACAUGUUUGGACAGCAGAGGGGCACAGCUUUACCUGAUUGGAUGAAGAGAAGGAAAUGGAUUUCUCUAAAUGAGGCUUUUGCUCAGAACAGCUGAACACCCAUCCUCAGAAUACCUUUGAGCAAAAAACAUGAACAUGAAUGUUUUUCAACAUUAAUAUUUUAGGUUAACGUGUAUAAAGGAAAGUGUAUGGUUAAAAUCAAUCCAUCCAUUCAGGAGUAAUGGACUUAAUUUAAUAUUAAUUAAUACCAAAGUCCCUUUAAGGCAAGUCAUGUCACUCUGCCGCCAUCUUUGA
This is a messenger RNA of Sinocyclocheilus anshuiensis, 2965 nucleotides long. RefSeq names its product peripherin-2-like. Gene Ontology annotation, cellular component: plasma membrane. The record is from RefSeq and is a predicted model, not a curated record. Gene Ontology annotation, biological process: visual perception. Bases 388 to 1422 code for a protein of 344 amino acids. Lineage: Eukaryota; Metazoa; Chordata; Actinopteri; Cypriniformes; Cyprinidae. The transcript has 3 exons.